Messenger RNA from Tachysurus vachellii, 1270 nucleotides. RefSeq names its product nodal-related 2 (gene ndr2). Gene Ontology annotation, molecular function: growth factor activity; cytokine activity; type I activin receptor binding. The transcript has 3 exons. Gene Ontology annotation, cellular component: extracellular region. The record is from RefSeq and is a predicted model, not a curated record. Gene Ontology annotation, biological process: BMP signaling pathway; SMAD protein signal transduction. NCBI's taxonomy places the organism in Eukaryota, Metazoa, Chordata, Actinopteri, Siluriformes, Bagridae. The coding region runs from base 1 to 1143 and encodes 380 amino acids.
AUGAAGCCAGCGGGAGUGUUCCUCCUGCUCCACCUCACUGCUGUGGGUCUGGGGUCAGGAGUCGAGACUCAGAGGAAUGAGAGUCAGUUCUUUCCCUCCUACAUGAUGCGUCUGUAUCGCAGCUUCAGCACCAAUCAGACUCCAGCAUCGGCAUCUUCUUUAUCAUCAUCUUCAUCAUCAUCACUUCAUUACCUUCAGCAUCUAGACACAGAUAAGGACAGAGCUGUGAGAGCCAACACAGUGCGCAGCGUCGCUCCCCGAAAUUUAGUCUUUCGGGACAGAAACUGGAUCACGACCUUUGACCUUUCCACUUUGCUCUCUGAGCGCCAUGUCCAGGCUGUUGAGCUGAGGAUCCGCGUUCCUACGGCAACCGGUCACCCAAACAUCACGGUGGAGCUGUGUCACCAUCAGGACCGGCCGUGUCCCAAACGCAGUGUGUGUGUAGAAGACCAGUCGCUGGGAUUUCUCCCAGAAUCCUCUCUGAUCAGCUCAUCCACUCAGUGGAGAGUUUAUAAUGUCACGGCUCGGCUGCUUCGCUGGAUGGACAACGUGCUCGCGCAGAGGAAGAGGAACAACAUGAGGACGAAGGUCAGAGGUCGUGGCCUGUCAGGCGUCAAGGUGGUGAACGCAGGAACGAAUCGAGCUCUGCUGGUGGUGUUCUCUCACGAGGGCUCAAGGGACAGAGAGCAGGACAAAGCGAGUCUGCUGCGUACGGCCGAGCGCUCCAAAUUCCUCCUGAGUGCAGAGAGUCAGGUGCUGAGGAGGGUGAAGAGGCAGAAGAGCCGCCGCAAGAACGAGAAGAACGAAAGAGAGAGAGAAAAUGAGAAGAAGAACCUCUGCAGGAGAGUGGACAUGUACGUCGACUUCAACCAGAUCGGAUGGGGCUCCUGGAUCGUCUUCCCUAAAAAGUACAACGCCUACCGCUGUGAAGGGGCGUGUCCCAAUCCACUGGGAGAGGACUUCCUCCCGACAAAUCACGCCUACAUGCAGAGUUUACUGAAACACUUCCACCCGAGUCGCGUCCCCUCGCCAUGCUGUGCUCCAGUGCGCACCAGCGCCCUCAGCAUGCUGUACUACGAGAACGGAGAGAUGAUCCUCAGGCACCAUGAAGAGAUGGUGGUGGAGGAGUGCGGCUGUCACUGAGGGAGUGAAGGAUCACGCUUCUACACCUCUGUCUGAUGGAAAGAGAAAAAAUGUGAACACUAACUGUAUGUAGUGCACUAGAUGUCCACACUAGAUGUGUGGCUCCAAGUCCUUCUCCUCCAUUGCG